AUGAACAAUUCAAUCGUGGAAAUUCAGGAAUUAUAUGAUGAAUGUCAAUUACCCAAAAGCGAUGAUCUGAGGUGGUAUCUCGUGGCUGUUGUUGGCACAUCGUUAAGUCUUAUAAGUUUAUUCACUAAUCUUUUAAUCGCACUGACAUUAUUAACACGACGCCGAAAGCAUUUUUUCUUUCUUGGCUUAUUAUCAGUCAGCGAUAUUUUUCUUUCGUUUUGCUACGGUCCAGUUAUUGCGAUGGAUGUAAUCAAGAAUAGAGUUCAGUUAUUGUGGCUGAGCAGGUUAUGGUGGUUUUAUGUUGGACCACUGCUUGCGAUGUGCCAUACGUCGAUGACAUUUUCGUGUUUUCUUAUCACACUUGCAACGAUUGAAAGACUUUUAAUCACACAACAGUCAAAAAUUCUCAAGAAAUUUCAACGAAAUCGCGGUCUUCUAGCAAUUCUUAUGUUUCUUUUCGCUGCUGUUGUUCGAGGAACGGCCGUCUUCGAAAUUGAAUUACAACAUAAUGUAAAUUGUACGGGUCUAACUGAAUAUGAACCAGUUUUAACGCCACUUGUUUUUACUUGGUUAUAUGGUACAGUUUUUCGCUUUUAUUUUCGCAACAUCAUUACCGUAUUUGUACCAUUUUUCUUGCUUGCAUAUUUAAAUGUACGAAUAAUUACAACGUUGAGAGCUCGACAAGCUUCUUUUUUCCAGUAUAGAUCAAGCGAGCACAAGAAAAAAAUUCGUUCUGCGACAAGGUUAACAGUUCUUAUUGUGUGCUCAUAUUUAAUGGCGAAUGUUUUAAAUGUUUUUAUAACUGCAUGGGAAUAUUUAGAUUUUCAAUCUGCCCAAACUGAAGAAGCAUUUUGGAUUUACGAGAUUUGUACGGAUAUAAUCUCAGUACUUUACGUAUUUACUUGCGCGACUCGUUUAUUGGUCUAUAUUUCAUGUAAUAUGGAAAUUCGUUUGGCCAUAUUGGAAACACUGUGCAGUUGGCAAAAAAAGUCUGCCAAUACAAUGAUUUGUUUUCAUAUCGCAUAA
Messenger RNA from Dracunculus medinensis (Guinea worm), 1026 nucleotides. The record is from the annotation of a GenBank genome assembly. Lineage: Eukaryota; Metazoa; Nematoda; Chromadorea; Rhabditida; Dracunculidae.